AUGACCGCAUCGAGCUGGACUCGGAAGGUUUUCCGGCUGCGUGGAUUGCCAAGCAGCAUCUCAAGCCCAAAAGACGCCGCGAGACUGCUUGGCGAGACUCUGGGUCUCCCACCUGACAAUAUUACCGUCUACUCGCUAGCAAAGACAUCCAAUCAAUGGGGGCCAAUGUCCAAAAUGGCUACGGUCCAAUUCAAGGACAUUCCGCCAACCUUGGACUCGGAAACUUCAAUCACCGAAUGGAGAAUUCCUAUCCGGGAAUCGCCACACAACGAAGUCUUGAUCCUCGACACACAAUUUGAAGGAAUGACUGUGUUGAACGAUGUGGAGACAGCGAACCAUCGUGCGGAGGACGAGCUCCCAAGGUCGGUGCCCGGAGUCCGCACAGUUCUUUAUGGAUACGACUCGCAGCUCAUAGACAGUAACUCGUUCCAAUCCAUCGGAGACAUCGCGGCGAGACUCAUCUGGAAUCUCAAGUCGGGGGGCUGGAAUUUGCCGAGCUCCAGACCCAUCAUCUUUCUUGCCCACAGCCUGGGUGGCAUCGUACUCAAAGAUGCUAUUGUACAAAUGGCCAACAGUACUGACAAAAGCGUGAAGGACAUUAUACGUAAUCUGCUGGGGGCUAUCAUGUUUAGAGUCCCUAGCCUGGGUAUGGAGCAGUCUUAUUUAAUGGCUAUGGUUGAAGGCCAAGCCAACGAGACGCUUGUUCAAGAUCUUUCCCGGAACAGUAACUACUACGUGCGCCAGCUUGAUUUAGCAUUCAACGGCCUCUCCAUUGUCCACAGUGUGAAAAUACUUUGGGCCUAUGUGACCAGGGAGUCACCCACUAUCGUUAAACGUCCAGAUGGUGAUUGGAACAAGAAAGGGCCCUCGGCCGUUUUAGUCAAUCCUGAGUCAGCUACAUGCCACUGUAGCCGAACAGACAAGUCUUUAACAAUCCCAAUCAACAAAGACCACUCCAACAUGGUCAAAUUCUUCCCAUGA
Messenger RNA from Trichoderma gamsii, 981 nucleotides. RefSeq lists its product as hypothetical. Lineage: Eukaryota; Fungi; Ascomycota; Sordariomycetes; Hypocreales; Hypocreaceae. The transcript has 3 exons. The record is from RefSeq and is a predicted model, not a curated record. Bases 1 to 981 code for a protein of 326 amino acids.